CAUUUUUCAUUCACUCCACACUGUACUAUCUUCCCAUCUCUCUCUUGUCUCAUCUCCUAAAAACAUGCAACAGGUUUCUGUCUCUUCCUCCUCCAUUGAAGAUAACAAAACAAAAAACAAUGGUGAUAAUGGGAAGCACCCAUUGUAUCGUGGAGUAAGAAUGCGUAGUUGGGGAAAAUGGGUUUCAGAAAUUAGAGAGCCCAAGAAAAAAUCAAGAAUUUGGCUAGGCACUUAUCCAACACCCGAGAUGGCAGCUCGAGCCCAUGACGUUGCGGCCCAAGCCAUUAAAGGCAGCUCGGCUUACCUCAAUUUCCCCGAAUUAGCUCAACAACUUCCACGCCCGACCACUAAUUCUCCUAAGGACAUUCAAGCCGCUGCUGCUAAGGCAGCGACUAUGGGCUCUCUCCACGAAGCCCAGGACCAAGACCACGACAUACAAGAAACGUUAAAUGAUGAGGAUGAUACAUUCUACGACCUCCCUGAUCUCUUACUAGAUUCAAAUAAGAGUUCAAGUGAGUUUCAUUAUUCCUCCAUGUCGUGGCUCGUGGCUGGAGCUGAAUAUCCAAACCCAAGUUUUGGGCUGGAUGAGCCUUUCCCGUGGGAACCUUAGCCUUACUAAUUUGCUAUGGCGCUGUUCUUCCAAUCUACAGCUUCAUAUUUGUUAAUUACUACUACUCAGUACUUACAAGUACUUGUUUCAAUGUAGAGGCAAAAUGUAAAGACAUAUGUUAAGGAAUACAUAAAUAAUAAUUAUGUUUAGUAAAAAACAACUUUUUAUAUUUUGAAAAUGAGAUA
Medicago truncatula (barrel medic) is the source of this 795-nucleotide messenger RNA. Its product is annotated as ethylene-responsive transcription factor ERF034. The transcript has a single exon. Lineage: Eukaryota; Viridiplantae; Streptophyta; Magnoliopsida; Fabales; Fabaceae. Bases 65 to 610 code for a protein of 181 amino acids. The record is from RefSeq and is a predicted model, not a curated record. Gene Ontology annotation, biological process: regulation of DNA-templated transcription. Gene Ontology annotation, molecular function: DNA-binding transcription factor activity; DNA binding.